Hyphopichia burtonii NRRL Y-1933 is the source of this 1800-nucleotide messenger RNA. RefSeq names its product Mdg1p (gene MDG1). Gene Ontology annotation, biological process: signal transduction. The transcript has 2 exons. Gene Ontology annotation, molecular function: protein kinase binding. Gene Ontology annotation, cellular component: nucleotide-activated protein kinase complex; nucleus; cytoplasm. Bases 129 to 1775 code for a protein of 548 amino acids. NCBI's taxonomy places the organism in Eukaryota, Fungi, Ascomycota, Pichiomycetes, Serinales, Debaryomycetaceae. The record is from RefSeq and is a predicted model, not a curated record.
CCUUUGAACUGCCGAUAGUCCAGUGUCUGUAUCACUUGUGUUAUCAACAUCGUGUAUUUACCGGAGAGAAAAGCACUGGUAGUAUAACAAAAGCCAAAUUUCCCGCCCUGCCAGCCUUACGUAACUAAAUGUCAGCUACUUAUACUUUUAAAUGGCCCCAAGGCCCAAAAGAGGUUAUUUUAACUGGAACUUUUGAUAACUGGUCAAAAUCAUUGUAUUUGAUUAAACAAGCCGAUGCCAGUUUUGAAUUGACUGCUCCUUUACCGUCGAAUGAAAGUAAAUUAUAUUAUAAGUAUAUUGUUGACGGUGAAUGGCAAGUUAAUCCAAAUGAAAAAACCACUAAUGAUGAUUCGGGAAUUGAAAAUAAUGUUUUGGAACCAUCCGAUUUGGUCAGUGCCAAUGAAUUGUCUGGAGUUCCAAUUCCGGAAGCCGGUGGUUUAGCAGUUACUGGCACUCGUGCUAAUUUAGAUAAAAAUCAAGUUAAUACUACGGUUUUACCUUCUUCCGAAGGUAAACAUGCCACCAUUGCCGGCGAACCAGGUAUUCAUAUUCCAAAAGAUCCUCAAGCUUUGGCUGCUUUUGAAACUUUUGAAGGUGAUGAGAAAAAGUUAACUCCUGAAGAAGAAGCAAUUGAAAAAAAGAAACAGAAAAAGAAGGUUAAAAGACAACAGUAUAAAGCUAAAAGAAAGAGUAAAGCUGCCGCCGCUGCUGCUGCUUCCGGGUCUGCUGUUCCUGAAACAACCACCACUGAAGGUGAAACUGAACUUGAACCUACUCCUGAACCGGAAUCAGUUGCCGAUACCACCAUUGACUCAAAUGAUAAAUCGUUGGGUAAAGAGGAAAAAUCAACUCUUGAAGCUGCUUCCAUUGCCGGUGCCGGUGCCGCCGUGGGUGCUGCUACCGCUGGUGGGGUCGCUUUAUCCAAUGAUGCUCAUCCAAGUACUUUAGACCCAAAAGCUUUAUCUCAAACUUCUCCUGAAUCUUCAAAACCUUCGGAUAAUUUGGUCACUGAAGAAUCUUUUGAACAACCAACUACUAAUAGAAAUAGUAUUGCUCCUGUUUCCGGAGCUGAUAUUCUUGAUAAUUCAAAACCAAUUAACGAUUCUGAAGAAAAGAAAGACCCGGUGGUUGCUGCCGCUAAAGAAGAAUCUGUUCCUGCCAUUGUUUCUAACCCGGUUGUCCCUAAUGACGUUAAAGAUUCUGCAACUGCUCCAGCUAAAGAUUCUGCUCCAGAAAAAGAAGUUGAUGCUUCCCCAGUUGUUAAAAGUGAAGAACCAAAGUCCACUGGUACUGCUGCUGCUGCCGGAACUGCUGCUGUCGGUACCGCUGCCGGAACUGCUGCUGCUGCCACAUCUCCAAAAUCUAAAAAUCUCGCUUCUGAAGAAGAAAUUGUCAUUGCUCAAGGCGGUGAAGAUUCUAAAAGUGUUAAAGAACAAAUUGUUGCUGCUAAUGGAGAUGUUACCGUUGAAGAAAUUCAACCAACUGAAUCUGAAGCUCAAAGAUUAACCGAAGAAGCCAACUUGAAUAAGAAAACUCCUUCUCAAUCUUCUAAGAAGUCUGCUGCUAAAACUGCUGCUCCUGCCACUGCUGCUGCUCCUGCCACUGCUGCUGCUGCUGCUCCUGCUGCUGCUUCUUCUCCUGCUAAAGAUACUAAAACUGCUGCCCCAGCCAAAGAUACCAAAUCUACGGCUCCUUCUACUACGGAAUCCGAUAAAAAAGAUAAGAAGAAAAAGAAGACUUCGCUUUGGUCCAAAAUCAAAAAGGCCUUCAAGUAAUCUAUCUCUGAUAGUUAUUCCCGUC